AUGACGCCGAACGCUACAAAAUUCCCGCUGCUCUAUUUACCCUGCUUGGCCUUAGAAAACGUAUUAAGUAAUUUUGAUCAUUUGGAUCGAUUCGAGUUCUCUACUUGUUCGAAGCGUUGUAAGCGAGUCGUGAAGUCACUCAGACAUGGUCGCAUUGAGAUCGAUGUUCAACUAAAUCAUCGUCUCACAUCAGUCACUUUGAGUAGUGGCAGGAAUUUGAACGAAUAUACUUGGUUUCAUUUUUGUAAUGAACCUGGAUGCAGUAAUCACCAGUCACUAACUCUGAAUGGACGGACAAUUCGAAUGAAAAAGGCUUCUUCAAAACUUCUGAACAAUUCAAAAUGCGUUUGUUUCUAUUGUUCAGGGGGAUUGACAGUCAAUACCAAAGCUCUCGUUAACCAUUUGGUGGAAAUUUUUAGAGUUCCGAUUAGAAUAUUGAGAUUCGAUAUGGAUGGUCUCGUCAACUACCGCGACUACGUACAAUGUUUUUCAAAAUGCGACGAUUUGAGAAUUUGUGGAGUUGGAGCAAUUUCAGAAGAAGACCUCACCUAUCUCGAAGAACAUGUAGAACACACGCAUUUUUACAUAAACGGCAAUCUUCAAUAA
Messenger RNA from Caenorhabditis remanei, 606 nucleotides. RefSeq lists its product as uncharacterized. Bases 1 to 606 code for a protein of 201 amino acids. The transcript is spliced from 3 exons. Gene Ontology annotation, molecular function: protein binding. The record is from RefSeq and is a predicted model, not a curated record. NCBI's taxonomy places the organism in Eukaryota, Metazoa, Nematoda, Chromadorea, Rhabditida, Rhabditidae.